This is a messenger RNA of Ilex paraguariensis (yerba mate), 1240 nucleotides long. The record is from the annotation of a GenBank genome assembly. Lineage: Eukaryota; Viridiplantae; Streptophyta; Magnoliopsida; Aquifoliales; Aquifoliaceae.
AUGCACGGCUUGUCAAAUAUUGACAUAUCCUACAAUGAGUUGCAAGGUCCCAUCCCCAAUAACCAAGCCUUUAGAAAUGCCUCGAUAGAAGAGUUGCAAGGGAACAAAGGUUUGUGUGGCAACAUUAUAGGAUUGCAACCUUGCAAAAAUCCUUCCGAGGUCAACAAAGAUAUUACGAAGUCUGGCCAUAAACUCAUUCUCGUAAUCAUAAUCCCUCUCCUUGCAGCACUUGUACUGAUAUGUGCAUUUAUGGGACUUCUCAUCAUUUCUAAAAAGAGAAAGAGAAUCUCACUUGACAAGCAGACCAAGAUGCAGAAUGGAGAUCUAUUUUCAAUAUCAACUUAUGAUGGGAGAGCAAUGUACAAUGAUGUCCUACAAUCCACAAAGGAAUUUGAUGCCACAUAUUGCAUUGGACAAGGAGGAUAUGGGAUCGUUUACAAAGCAAAGCUACAACUAGCCAACACGGUGGCUGUAAAGAAACUAUACUCUUCCGAGAUAGAGGAUUCUAAAGGUUUUCUAAACGAGGUAAGGGCGUUGACAGAGAUUAGGCAUCGAAACAUUGUGAAAUUCUAUGGUUUUUGUUCACAUUCUCGACAUUCAUUUUUGGUUUAUGAGUACCUCGAAAGGGGAAGCUUGGCCAAAAUCUUGAGCAUGGAAGAUGAAGCUAAGAAAUUGGACUGGUCUAAGAGGGUUCGCAUUGUCAAGGGUGUGGCUCAUGCUUUGUCAUACAUGCAUCAUGAUUGUUUGCCUCCAAUUGUUCAUCGAGACAUUACCAGUGGUAACAUUUUGCUCGAUACCGACUAUGAGGCUCAUGUUUCAGAUUUUGGCACUGCCAAACUUCUAAAGCUAGACUCGUCGAAUUGGAGUGCUCUUGCAGGCACAUAUGGGUAUAUUGCACCAGAGUUUGCUUCCACAAUGAAGGUAACCACGAAGUGUGAUGUUUAUAGCUUUGGAGUAUUAACACUGGAAGUGAUGAAAGGAAAACAUUCAGGGGAUUAUAUUUCGUCUAUAACAUCUCCAUCAGCUGAGAAAAUAUUAUUGAAAGAUUUGUUGGACCAACGCCUUGAAGGUCCCCUACCUGAAGUUGAGAGAGUGUUGGUAACCAUUAUGAAGGUUGCCAAAGCAUGCUUACAUGCCAAUCCACAAUUUAGGCCAACGAUGCAGGAUGUUUCUAAGCUGCUGUCAACUCAGUGCAUCUGGGAUUAGAUAGUUACAAAUGCUUUCGUGUGGAUUUAUGUUU